UGCCGUAUCGGCAGCGAGCUGCGAGCAGGGACGGUGCGAGACAUCCCGGGAGAAGCUGGCAGAAAGGAAAAGAGGAAAAGAGCCCGGCCCCAGGGACGCACCGCUCCGUCGCUCCGCAGAGGCCGCCAGAGCUGCUGGAAGUGAUGGAGUCCCAGCACGGGGGGGUCCCAGCCCAAGGAUACAUACUUCUUAACAUUCCAUAACGCCGGCCGACUCCAUAUGGGCAUAUGAAGAAGUAUGUAGGGUUGGGAGGGAGAGGCAGCGGGCACGGGGCUGCUGCUGGAGGCAGCCCCAGCCCACAGGGGCUCACAGCACAGCCUCCAACCUGCCAGGUGUGCUCCUUCCCUUCCCCAUCUCCACUGAUCAGCACCGACACCAAUGGGAUCCACCUGCAGCCAAGCGCUCGUUAACCCCACUCGUUAACCCACCCCAGGUCCUGCCAGGGCCUCCUCCUUCCCACAGCUGUGCUGGGUUCUGGUGCACACCCACAGCCCCCCCAGCACCCCACGGUGCCAACGCAGCGUUUGCACUGCACUGCAGAUAGGGACAGGGCUGGGGGCACAGCACCUCCCUGCACCCCCCUCCAUUGCAGGGCCAGGAGCGUGCAGGAGCCCUCAUCCCCCACGGCCCCUCCUGGCACAGCAGGCAGGGCAGGCCGAGGGCACCUUUCCCAGUGGGGGAAUUAGUGGGUGUCUGUGGGGCUGGACACCACAGCAGGGGAUGGGGGGACUCAUGAGGCCCAGCACAGUGUGACCACGGCCAAGGUACGAUGCUGGGAGGGACAAACAUGACACCAGCCGGGCUGCGCCAUGACCCCCAUGACCUUCCUACCGCUAACCUCAGAGCUGGAGCGCUGCACGGGAACGCAGGGACCGACCCUGUGGGGCCGGGGGGGCACCCAGCGCGGCCGUGACUCAGCGCCCCAUGUGCUGCAGCUCUGCAGGAGCCAGAGGUGGCCAAGGCAGCACAGAGCCCGGGGGUGCUCCGAUCCCCCCCCAUUGCCAUGGGGCUGUGCCCAGAGUCACGGGCACCAUGGGGACGUGGCUCCCAAGGGCCGGGUCCCCGCGCUGGUGGCCUCCAGAGCAGCAGCCCGGUGCCCUAUAAGAAUUCUGAGGGCGUCCCGGGGCCGUGCUGCAGGGAUGUCCCUGCUUCACCCCUUUGGCUUUUCCGGCCCUGGGCUGUGCUGCAGGGGUCUCGUGGGAGCUGUGAGCCCAGGGCUCUGCCCGCAGCUGAGCCCCCUCCAUCAGCGUGUGGGCUGGGGGCUGCCGCAUCCCGGACAGGUCAGCUCAGGCCGCCCCCCGGGCACAUCUCCCAGCACUGCGGUGGCGGUGUCCCCUCACCCUGGGGACACACAUGGCUCCAUCCCACGGCUCAGCCCCACAGCCUCCGGCCAGGCUCUCACAGUGACCUUGGAGAGCAGCACCCAGCACCGCACUCACCCCAAAGCCCCCGUGUCCAUACCUGCACCAGGAGCAGCUCUGGGCACAGGGGCAAAUGGGCUGGCAGGGGGAGGCAGCGGCACGGGGGGGAAGAAGAGGGGGGGGUUCUGGGGCUGCCCGCCGUGUCCCACAUCCUCACACAGCACCGACCAGCCCCGGCCUGGCUAUAAAAGGAAGCGUCUUUUUUCCACGCCGUGCCCCAACCGCGUGCCCGGUGGUGGUGGCUUCGCCAAGUGUCACCGCUCAGCAUUGGAUCGGCCAGUGCAUCAGCCCCACAGCAACCGGGGGGUGGGCACGCUGCCACCUGGGGGGUCCCCACCCUCAUCUUUGGCCGUGGAGAAUCUCGGGGCCCGCGCUGCCCCAGUGCUGCGCCAUGCGCAGGGCUGAGAGUUGGGCAUCCCCUCCUAUCCUAUCCCAUCCCAUCCCAUCCCGCUGCACCGGGCAUCCCCGCACCGCAUGCUCGGGGGUACCCCCAGCCCCCCCAGGGUCACCCCCGCUCCUCCGCCUGCCCGACACCUGAGGACCCCCCCGCAGCCCGGGGCCGUUCCCUCCCCGCUGUCAGCAGCGGAGCCGCGGUGCCGCGAGCGGCGGCCGCGUCCCCACCCGCGCGGUUCUUCCUUCCAGCGGCUCUCGCUGAAGGUUAAACGCCGGCG
Molecule: messenger RNA, 2092 nt
Organism: Numida meleagris (helmeted guineafowl)
Lineage: Eukaryota; Metazoa; Chordata; Aves; Galliformes; Numididae
Exons: 2
Coding region: 810-1826 (338 amino acids)
Source: RefSeq, a predicted model, not a curated record